AAACUUAAUCUGCAAGUUUAAGUCUGUGGGCGCGGACAAACUGUGCUACUUUGGUAAUCAUAAAAGUUGUUUUUCUGCAUAUCGAUAAAAAAAUUUGGAAUGAGUCAAGAAAAUUUAGAUGAAUUACUUAAUCUGGCUGUACAAUGCGCUAAGGAAGCCGGAAAGCUGAUAGUUAGUGCUAUAAAUAAAGAAAAAAAAAUUCAAACAAAAACAUCUUCUACCGAUUUAGUUACUGAAACCGAUAAAGCUUGUGAAGAGCUUAUUGUUACAAAAAUUAAGGAUUUAUACCCGGAUCAUGACAUAAUUGGAGAAGAAUCUACUGUUUUAAACUCGAAAGUACAUCUGACUAGCCGUCCUACUUGGAUAAUAGACCCAAUUGAUGGCACUACUAAUUUUGUGCAUGGAUUUCCUUAUGUAGCCGUGUGCAUUGGCUUUUCUAUUAAGCAAAAAGUUAAACUCGGCGUUGUUUAUAAUCCCAUACUUAACCGGCUAUACUAUGCGAAAGAAGGCGGUGGAGCUUUCCUUAAUUCACAACGUAUAGAGGCCAGUCAGUGUACCGACUUAACGAAAUCGCUUCUAAUUUCCGAAUGGGGGUCUAAUCGGAAGCCAGAACGCUUAAAGAAGGUUCAAGAAAACUUUAACAAUUUCCUAACUUGCCCCUGUCACGGCAUCCGUUCUACUGGAUCAGCAGCGCUGAACAUGUGCUUAAUAGCUGAGGGGCGGGCAGACGGAAAUUAUGAAUUUGGCAUCCACGUGUGGGAUUACGCUGCUUCCUCCAUUAUUGUCGAAGAGGCGAAUGGCGUGGUGUUGGACGUCACUAGUGGCAGCGUAGAUCUACUCGCUAGAAGAGUGGUUGCAGCCGGUACAAAGAAAAUUGCUUUGGAGAUUUGCGCUAAUUUGGUAGAAAUACAAGAUGAGCGCGACUGAGCUUUAAAAAAAUAAUUUUAUUUGUAUAAAAAAUAAAAUGCGAACAGAUUAUGCGGUCAGAUGAGCAUAAUACGUUGUUUUACAA
Molecule: messenger RNA, 1012 nt
Organism: Zophobas morio
Lineage: Eukaryota; Metazoa; Arthropoda; Insecta; Coleoptera; Tenebrionidae
Product: inositol monophosphatase 1-like
Exons: 8
Coding region: 100-927 (275 amino acids)
Biological process (GO): signal transduction; inositol metabolic process; phosphatidylinositol phosphate biosynthetic process
Molecular function (GO): inositol monophosphate 1-phosphatase activity
Source: RefSeq, a predicted model, not a curated record